Molecule: messenger RNA, 3792 nt
Organism: Sus scrofa (pig)
Lineage: Eukaryota; Metazoa; Chordata; Mammalia; Artiodactyla; Suidae
Source: RefSeq, a predicted model, not a curated record
UGCUCGGUGGUCCAGGAUCCCAGGGCAGACCCCGCCUCCUGUGCCUGAGUGUUCCCCCUCCCCUAGCUGUCCCAGCACAUUAGCGCAGGGCACCCCGUGUCACCCACGGGGGCACACCGGCAGACGGUGGCUUCAUCCUUGGCUCGCGAGGCGCUUGCUCACACUCAGUCCCCAGACAGCCCCCGUCUCGGGUGUGUGUGUGUGGCACGGUCCCAAAUUCAGGCCUUAAACCAAAACCCCAGGACAGGACGGGGAGGGGGGUGCUGGCAGACACUGUGUGGCUCCUGUGGGACUGUUGGCUGGCGUGGGGGCUCCAAGAGAGCAGUGACUCCCGUGUCCCUGCCACACCCCAGGCACAGUACGUCUGGCACUUGGGGCCCAGGCUGCUCCCCAGGCCCAGGUGGGCAAACGCCGAGGACCCACUUGCAGGGGACUGGGUGCCCUGCCCCACCCCCGCCCCAGCUCUCACCCACUCUUCUGUGGCCCCGGACAGCGACCCUGAACCCAGAUGGCUAUGGGAAGCGCCUUCUCCGGGCCUGCUCCCCCCUCCCUUCUCCCCCCAAGCCUUUGCCCACAGUUAACUCAUUUUUUAAGAUCGCUUCCAAACCUAAGUCAGUGCUGGACAGAGCUGUAGGAAAAGCUUCCUCAAGCCUGGCCCCGAAGAGCUGGUGUGGUGAGACCCGGUCCCUCUGCCAGCCCCCGCCCGCCCUCGGCUCCCACAGCCGGGCCCGGGGCUGGGGCCUCCGAGGGCGGCCGUGGGCCUGCGCUCAGACACCCAGCCCCUGCCAGGCCACUCCAGGCCAAGGUCCCUAAAGAACCAGGCAGGCGCUGGUUCACACGCACUGCCAUGUGGGGGUGGGGACCUGGGGGGUGGCGGGCAGGAUGUGUGGCCCCUCGCCACGUUCCACACGAGGAAGUGGAGGCCUGGAGGAAAGGGAGCCCCCGAGCUGUAGGCAGGGAGCUGGGAGGAGGAGCGGGGGCCAAACUGCAAGCCCUGGCCCCACCUGCUCUGCAGGCCUCAGUGGGGGCCGGGCAGCAUGCGGAAGAGCUGAGGCCCGUGGCUUCUGGACCAGAAGGCAGCUGCCACAGCCCCCACAGGCUUGGCAGGUUCCAGAGGGGGCCAGAGACACCAUCGUCCAAGCGGCCAGGCACCUGCCCCCUCUCCCGAGGACCCAGGAGGCCCUGGCCCUGCCACUUGCGAGGCCCGGCCCGUCUCCUUUCCCAGCCGCCGAGGUGGGCCCUGGCAGCCUGGGGCGGGCGGCCUGCUCUGCGGUGGGCCUCACAGGUCCACUGUGUGUAGAGACAGAAGCCCCAUUCAUGGGGGGCCAGUGGAGAAUGAAGGCAGGCCUCACAGAGAAAGAGCCAGAGCGCUCGGAUCCAAGAAAAAAUCAAUCUCUCUUUCUCCUCAGGUGGGAGCAGGCGACUUUGGGGGUAGUUGGGAUCCAGGCCUGGGGCGGUGUCGGUUGGGGGAGCCUUCCUGGGGGAGGGCCGGGGCGGGCGGGGGAGGCUCCCGGCGCUGCAGCUCAGGGAGCAGGACGGUCGCUUGCCGCCCCGCUGGUGUCCCCUCCUGCCGCAGCCGCUGCUGCCACCUCUCCCGGCUCUUCAUCCCCUCCGCCAGCCUAGGCAGCCUGUGCGGAGUAGCCAUGAAGAGGGCGCUGCUCCCCAUCCUAGCUCUCUGGGUGGGGUGCUGUGCUGGAGGCGCCCCGGCCAAGGGCUGGAGCCUGAGAGGGCCCGGGGACCGGCCGACGCCCACAGGCCUGCCCACCCUGCCCCUGCCGCUGCCGCCGCCCAGCCCGCCGGGGCCUCCCGACGGAGAAAGCAGGGCGGGGACCAGGGAACCUCCGACACUUGGUGGCCUCGGGGGUCGGUGACAGAAGGCUGAGAGCUCCUGAGGAAAGAAGGAAAAAGGAGAAGUCGAGUUCAACCAGUCCCUGGGAACGGCGGCCAGGACAGGCCUGAGGGAGCCCACGGAGUCCCCACCCAGCCCCCAGCCCCCCACUGGAAGGCCCCGGCAAGAUCGGGGCUGGCCCGGAGGAAGGCGACACCAGCAGAGGCCUGGCAGCAGGAGCGGGGCCACAACACGACGGCAACUGGGGCUGGGCCAGCGAGGCGCCAGGCUGCCAAGCCCCCCCACCGAGCUCAAGAGGGGCCGGUGGCGCUGAGGAGGGCCAGGGCAGGCAGGAAGGAGGCCAGGAAGCCAGGAAAGGGGGCCCGAAGCCUGGGAGGCUCCCCAAAGGGGCCUCCCACCAACCUGGCCGUCAAAAGAAGGACUGCAGCCGAGGCCGAGGUGGCAGUAGCACCUCGGAAACCACAGGUCAUGUGCGGAAAAGGCCUGGAAGCAGGCGAGGGCAUGGCCGUGGGCUGGCAGACCUGAGCCCAGCAGAGCGGGCCAUGCCCUCGCUGCCGGCCUCCUGCCUCCUGGCCCAGGCGACCAUUGCCUGUGGCAACGUCAGGAUGAAGCGCGUGCCUGCCCUGUACGACCCUGGCCUGACCACGCUCUACCUGGCAGAGAAUGAAAUUGCCAAGAUCCCCGCUGACACGUUCCUGGGACUGCCCAACCUGGAGUGGCUGGACUUGAGCAAAAACAAGCUGGACGCCCGUGGCCUGCACCCCCAGGCCUUCAAGAAUCUGACCCGGCUGAAGCGGCUGAACCUGGAUGGGAACUCGCUGUCCACAGUGCCUGCCCUGCCCGCCUCCCUGCAGGAGCUCAAACUCAACGACAACCUUCUGCAGGGCCUUCAGCGCAGCAGCUUCCGGGGGCUCGGACAGCUGCUGACGCUGGAGGUGGAAGGGAACCAGCUGCAUGAUGGGAAUAUCUCCCCGCUGGCCUUCCAGCCCCUACGCAGCCUGCUCUACCUGAGGCUGGACCGGAACCGGCUGCGGACCAUCCCGUCCGGCCUGCCAGCCUCCCUGCAGGAGCUGCACUUGGGCACCAACGUCAUUGAGGAGGUGACAGAGGGCACCCUGAACCGCAGCCGCAGCCUCAGCGUGCUGGUGCUCAGCAACAACCUGCUCCAGGAAGACCGGCUGGCGCCCCGUGCCUGGAUCGAUCUCCCGAAGCUGGAGGCGCUCGACCUCUCCUACAACCGGCUGGUGCACGUGCCCUCCUUCCUGCCCCGGGGCCUCCGCCGCCUGACCCUGCACCACAACCGCAUCGAGCGCAUCCCCGGCUACGUGUUCGCGCACAUGAAGCCGGGCCUGGAGUUCCUGCACCUGUCCCACAACAGCCUGCGCGCCGACGGCAUCCACGGAGCGUCCUUCCUGGGCCUACAGGCCUCCCUGGCUGAGUUGCUGCUGGACCACAACCAGCUGCAGGCUGUCCCUCGAGGCCUCCUGGGCCUCAGGGCGCUGCAGGUGCUGCGCCUGAGCCAUAACAAGAUUAGACACGUGCCCCUGAAUUCCAUCUGUGACACACGCGUGGCCCAGGACUCCAACCUCAUCUCCACGCGCCUAGAGAACAACCUCAUCGACCGGCGCCGCAUCCCACCCACCGCCUUCUCCUGCAUCCGGGCCUACCACAGCGUGGUCCUCCGGCCGCAGCAGGGGGAGGGGGAGGGGGAGGGCGCCUAGCCCGCCCGCCUUCCCUGCCCCCUGCUCUUGUGGGACUGGUGGGGGGGCGGGCCCCGCCCCACUUGAUCUUUGCACCACCGGGAGAAAGGUCUAGAAGACCCUGCUGCUUCAGAUGCGCCCACGUCCCGUUGACUGCUGAGGCCCCCUCACUGAGCAACCGACCCAGCCCGGCGAGGCACUGGUUUGGACUCGACCGUAAUAAAUGCAUCUCCUUCAAGCCCA